AUGACUAACAACAUCGCAAAGGUCACCGACUACCUCCUCAAAAGGGGGUUCAAUAGGACCGAGGAGAUCUUCCGACAAGAAUCGAAGCACCUCGGCGCAGAUGGCAAACCCCUUCAGCAGUUGGCCAACAUGGGGCCCAAGAAGUAUGCCAAGGCUUUCAACUUGUUGUAUGACUGGGUCGAGAACAACUUGGACAUCUACAAGUUUGAGUUGUCGAAACUACUCUGGCCCAUCUUCGUCUACUCCUUCAUCGAGCUCGUCAACCACGGCUACGGAGAUGACGCAAAGAGAUUCCUCACAGACUUGAGUCAUCACUUCCAGCAUAGUCAUAGCGAUGAUCUCAACACAUUUCAAACCAUCACAUUACCACAGCAUAUCAACGAAAAUGCGACAGCCAAGCUGUACAAGGGGACCCGGUACCGCAUACCGCUCAACCAGCAUGCCACUGGCGAUCUGUUCAAUUUUCUCGAGCGCGAAUCAGAGCAGGGUGGCUCAGUCAUUCGCCAGCUUUUAGUGACAUACUGUCAGAUCGAUUCGACGGCGCGGGGACCCGUGACACCCUUCAGUUUUGAAGCGGUGUUCCGCAAGACGAGGAAUAUUGACCUUGACGAUGUGGACAAAAACGAAGGCAUCCCGGGCGUCAACAUCGGCCUGUCAAACAGCGAUGUGCUGGACCCGGCGGCACCAUUGGCUCUUGGUCCGCUGCCCAUGGACACAGACUUGAAGGAGGAUGUGCGCGCAGAAAUCCAAGACGAGGAGGCACGCAAUCCGCCUCAGGAUGGUCGGCCCAGUAUGCUCGAGCAAUUUGACCAAAAAAUUAAGCGUGAAGAGAGCGCCGAUGUGCCCAACAGGACGGAGCUCCCCCUUCCCCCGUCACGCCCGCGAGAUAUUGCCUUGGAGAUGUCGAAGCUGAAGGAAAACCGUGAUCGCUUCAAGAUCGAAGGGCGAACAGGGGGUGCUGGCAUUCCUGUGAGCGCUUGUAUCUUUACUUACCACAACACACUGAACACGGUAUCUAGCAUGGACUUUUCCGACGAUGGCACCAUGGCGGCUGCCGGCACGACUGAGUCGUACAUCCGCGUCUGGUCUCUGGACGGCAAGGCGUUGCCCUCCUCGAAUCCUUACGAUAAGGACCAAAAGUUCAACAGCCGCAAACUCGUCGGACACUCCGCCCCCGUGUACGAUGUGCAUUUCUCGGAUUCCGCUUCAGGUCCUCCCACCAGAUUGUUCGGCGAAGAGGGCAAGAAAAACCCCGCACUGGACACCCGAGCGAAGCUACUUAUUUCGUGUUCGGCCGAUGGUCAGAUCCGACUGUGGUCUUUAGAAUCGUGGACGUGUCUCUGCCUAUACAAGUCUCACGACGGCCCUGUAUUCAGGACGCAAUGGGGGCCUCACGGUCACUACUUCCUCAGUGGCGGCUACGACAAGGCUGUCCGUGUAUGGAUGCAGGACCACGCUUCACCCCAGAGAUUGCUGGUGGGCCACGAUACGGCUAUCUCCUCAAUCGCUUGGCAUCCGAAUGGCCUGUACGUCUUUUCAGCUUCGGACGAAACCGACAAAUCCAUCCGCAUGUGGUCUGUCGCUACGGGUCAAUGUGUGCGUGUCUUCAGCGGCCACAAUGACUAUGUCACGGCUCUCGAGUGCGCGCCAAACGGCAAGCUCCUUGCCAGCGCUGACACUGCUGGGAACAUCAUGUUCUGGGAUCUGAGCAACGGCAAGCGCAUCAAGCGGUCAAGAGGCCACGGCAAGGGCGGAAUUUGGUCCCUGAGCUUCAGCAUGGAGUCUAACGUACUUGCAUCUGGAGGCCAGGACUGCACAGUUCAUCUCUGGGACGUUGAGCUACCGACCGACCCUCAGAAGGCCGCGCAGCAGCAUGGACUCGACAGCCUCACUGCGACCACCGACCUCAAUGCUGCCAAUGAUCCCGCUCGCAUGGGGGGCGGAACAGGCGGCCCCUCGACAUCUGCCGCCAACGCCACUGGUGCUGGUGCACCUUCGAAGAAGAAGGGCAAGGAGGUCAUGGUUACGCCUGACCAGAUCAGUGCAUUCCCCACGAAGAAAACCCCUGUGAUGAAGGUGAAGUUUACGCGGAUGAACUUGGUCAUCGUCGGCGGCUGCUACGAUCCCGAGCGUUAG
Molecule: messenger RNA, 2136 nt
Organism: Emericellopsis cladophorae
Lineage: Eukaryota; Fungi; Ascomycota; Sordariomycetes; Hypocreales; Bionectriaceae
Product: Transcription initiation factor TFIID subunit-like protein
Exons: 3
Coding region: 1-2136 (711 amino acids)
Biological process (GO): transcription initiation at RNA polymerase II promoter
Cellular component (GO): transcription factor TFIID complex
Molecular function (GO): protein binding; RNA polymerase II general transcription initiation factor activity
Source: RefSeq, a predicted model, not a curated record